Medicago truncatula (barrel medic) is the source of this 1044-nucleotide messenger RNA. Its product is annotated as transmembrane protein 18. The transcript is spliced from 4 exons. The record is from RefSeq and is a predicted model, not a curated record. Gene Ontology annotation, cellular component: nuclear membrane. Bases 172 to 621 code for a protein of 149 amino acids. NCBI's taxonomy places the organism in Eukaryota, Viridiplantae, Streptophyta, Magnoliopsida, Fabales, Fabaceae.
AUUUGAGGUUGUAUGGAAGAACAUAUGAAAACACCUUAUGACGUGUUCAUAAGCCGUUUUCAGUUUAUUUCCAUAAGUCACAACUUAUAGCAUUUCCGAAAACAAUUUGAGCUAAUCCGAGCAGGGCCAUAAUAUUAUGUCAUUGUAGCUGUGGAGGAACACGUUGAUCUUAUGUCAGAUCUUGUUCAGAAAAUCUCUUCUGAACUUCGUUCUAACCUUCGUCCUGCAAAGGAUAACUUUUUAGGGUUCUUUCAUGCCAUUGAUUGGAAGGAACCCUGGCUACUGGGAUUGUUAUCAUUCUAUGUUCUAUUGCUUCUUGUAACUAUAAUCUCUAGGAAGAAUACCAACUUUCAGAUGUGCUUGUUCCUUUUGACGUUGGCUGGUGUAUAUCUUGCUGAGAGUCUUAAUAGUAUUCUAGGGGAAAACUGGAAAAGCUUCUCUACUCAAAACUAUUUUGAUCCAAGUGGAGUAUUUAUGUCAGUUCUUUGGUCUGGACCUCUUCUUGCAUUCGCUAUGAUAAUCUUGAUCAACACACUCUUUUCCUUAUGUUACUUGAUUGUGAAGUGUAAAAGAGCUGAACUAAGACAUCGUGCAAGGGCUGCUCGUAGUAAGCAGGAAUAGUUGAUCUAUAGGGAUUUCGAUAUUCAGGGAUGUGAAAUAUGAGGGAGUGUAUGAAUGCAAAGGCAGGGUUUAUGAUGGUCAUCAUCUUCAUGCAGAGACAUUGUCGUUUGAUCAUCUCCUGUUACUGGUGUUCGUGUUAUGAUUCAUGCAACUCUUCCGCAAUGGGCGAACCAGGCGCUGCAAUUGUAACCUUAAUGCGUGUAGAAUCCGUGUUUUAGGUAGAUGAUGAUAGCCUGCGAUUUUUGAGGUUCUUGCUAGCUUAUUUUGUUUCAAGAAUUUGUUAUCUUAUAUUUUGGCUUUGAAUUGUACAUAAUAGCUUUGCCUCUGUUUGCACAAUUAAUGUCAUUUAUGUUUGAAACUGUUCAUUCAAAGAAACGUUUAAUAUUAUAAAUAAACAAAGUUGGCAAUGAUUGCUAUUGGGGA